AAUACGUUAAUAGUAGGUAUUAUAAGGAUUAGCUUCGGCCUAGGUAAGGAAAUCGUCGCCUUAGGUACGGUAGAAAUAGAGACGCACUUCGGAACGAUAACUUUUUAUAUCCUACCCGUUAAUACCCUAUUUCUCUUAUAUUUAAAAGAUAUAGAUUAA
This is a messenger RNA of Colletotrichum lupini, 159 nucleotides long. RefSeq lists its product as uncharacterized. Lineage: Eukaryota; Fungi; Ascomycota; Sordariomycetes; Glomerellales; Glomerellaceae. The transcript has a single exon. The record is from RefSeq and is a predicted model, not a curated record. The annotation marks the transcript as partial.